AUGGGUAUCGGAACCAAGAUCAAGGACGCUCUUCACGGCGACCAGCAUCACACCACAGACACCACCAAGACGCCUGGCUCUUACCCAUCCGAGGAGGUACCCCGUACCCACAACAAGGUUGGGGUGCACGAGACCGCCAACCCUCACUCUGGUCCCCUCAACUCUCACUCAGCCACCAGAACUGAGCACGUGCCCGGGCAGGCUUCGUCUGAGUAUACCUACGGCUCCAAUGCUGGUCACACGGGACGUGAUGGCCUCACGGCUGGCGAAGGACGAAGAGAUCAUGGCUUGACUGGAACCACUGGUACCACAGGAACUACCAGCACAACAGGAGUCCACGGCAACAAACUCACCAAGGGCCACAAGGAUCCUUACUGGGGAGAAGCUGACCGUGCCCAUGCCGGCGCACCUGGUACCGGGCCAUCAGCCCAUACCGGCGUACUGGGCACUAGUACUGGCCCAUCUACUCAUCAUGGCAAUGACCUGAACGCCCAUGAGGUCAACAACCGUUACAACAACACCUCGGCACAUGGAGAUGGUGCACACGUUGGUCACCACGGAAAUACUACUGGUCAGCAUGGCGUUGCAGCGAGCGGACUCGCCGGCCAACACCAUGACAACCGCUACGAGUCUCCCCGUACAGCACCAUCCCCAACCAGCGGUGUUGCAUCUACUGCCAGAGAUGGCCUUGUCGAUGGUAGGACAACUGGUCGCGAGUAUGAUGCUCCCCACGGGAUAUCACACAAGACCCACGCACCCACGCACACAACCCAUUCGCCCACAACCGGGGGCGGCAUGGCGUCCAACCUAGCUCACCGUCCUCACGACGUAGACUCUACUCGUCGUGAUUACAAGACUGAUGAGUACGAUGCACCGACCAGUAGCACUGGUCGUGGUCACGGCGGCUUGGCCGGAGCUGGAACUGGUGCCGCUGCAGGAUAUGGCGCUUCCAAGAUGGCUGACCACCACCAUGAGCACGACUUACGCAACAACGAAGCGUAUGGGGCAGACAGAGUCGGUGGCCCACAAAGUCACAACGCUCAUGGCAUCCAUGACACCGUAGGCUCUCAUGGCAGAACCACCGGUACUGGCCCAGGCAUGCUCGACCCCUACGGAAAGAGCUCAACUACCGCUGCGCCGACUUCCAUGCUUGACCCUUAUGGCAAGGAAUCGACUACUCGGGACCCUAUUCAUGCCCGAGGUGAUCACUCUAGCAUCGGAUCCUCUGAGCUCGGCCAUGGAUCAAGAACUGGAGGCACCACAAUGGGUGAUGACCACCACGGUCCCGGUCACACGGGUGCUAAGGUUAUGCACCAAUGCCACAACUGUGGUGCGGAUAAUGAUAUUUCAAGGCACUUUCAGAAAGAAGCCGUUUACCGGAUGUCGUAA
This is a messenger RNA of Neoarthrinium moseri, 1389 nucleotides long. RefSeq lists its product as uncharacterized. The record is from RefSeq and is a predicted model, not a curated record. Bases 1 to 1389 code for a protein of 462 amino acids. The transcript has a single exon. NCBI's taxonomy places the organism in Eukaryota, Fungi, Ascomycota, Sordariomycetes, Amphisphaeriales, Apiosporaceae.